GAAUGUUUGGACAGGAAAAGAGAGGCUGACAGGACAACUCUGUGUGUCUCAAGUAGGAUCUGAAGGGACAGCUCUUGGUUAGCUGCUGUUCUGCCAUUCAGAUGUCUGUGGCCUCCUCUGCUUCCUUUAACUGCUUCCUCUCAAUCCAUUCUUGUUCCCCUUUUUUUGUGGGCUGACAUUCUGACUUUGUAGUUUAGCUGGGCAGGCCAGCACAUUGCCCGGUGCCUCCACUUUAUUUAGCAAGAUGCCUGAGUUAAUUUCAGUCCAAGAGUUCAUAGCUCAGACCCAAGAAGAUCUGAGCUCUCCAACAACCUCCUCCUUUACCAGCCAUAUGGGCAAAUGCAGGAGCACUGUUUACAGCCUGGAAGAGGCCUUGGAUUCUGAUCGAAUGGUUCUUCAUAAAAUGAGGAAAGCUGUGAAAGCAGAGCACACAUGUGGACAAGAUCUUCUUAGCCAUCUGGAAGCUCAUAUUGCUGCCCAGGAGAAAUUUUCAGAAAACUACCAAAUCAACAGAGAUGAGAAGCUAGCUGAAGCUUUUAUCUCCUUUGCUUCGUUUUCACGGAAGCUGCUAGAUGCUGUCAAGAACCUGUUGCUGAGUUUAUAUCACAACAUUAACUUUUCCCUAGGCUCACUGGUUAAGGGUGAUCUCAAAGGAGACUUUAAAAAGCCUUUUGAGAAAGCCUGGAAAGACUAUGAAAGCAAACUUUCAAAGAUAGAAAAAGAAAAGCGGGAUCUGGCAAAACAGUAUGGAAUGGUGCGCACCGAGGUUGUGGGAGGAGAAAUUGCUGAGGAGAUGGAAAAAGAACGAAGAAUGUUCCAGCUGCACAUGUGUGAGUAUCUAAUUAAAGUGAAUGAAAUUAAAACCAAGAAAGGAGUUGACCUGCUGCAGAACAACAUCAAUCAUUGCAACUCCCAAUUCAAUUUUUUCCAAGCAUGUCUAAAGGCCACAGAGAUGCACAAACAAUUUAUAGAAAAUCUUACUCCUGAACUUCAAACUAUGAAGGCAAAACAGGAGGAGGAAAAGAAACAGCUGUGUUCCCUUCGUGAUCAGCUGAAAGCAGCACUUCAACUGGAGGCCAAAGAGGAUUCUGUUAACAAGUCAGCGAGGUACAGCAUGCAUCAGCUGCAGGGAAAUAAGCAAUAUGGCACAGAGAGAUCAGGAAGUCUCUUCAAGAAAAGUGAUGGCUUAAGAAAAGUCUGGCAGAAGAGAAAGUGCACAGUCAAGAAUGGGUAUCUCACCAUCUCACACAGCACGCUACAUCGCCCUCCAGUCAAGCUGAAUUUGCUCACUUGCCAAGUGAAACCGAACGUGGAUGAUAAGAAGUGCUUUGAUCUUAUUUCACAUAAUCGAACAUAUCACUUCCUAGCAGAGGAUGAGCAGGACUGUUUUAUAUGGAUCUCUGUCCUGAGCAACAGUAAAGAAGAGGCUCUGAACAUGACAUUUAGACAAGCACAUGGCAGGGAAGAGUGUAGCAUGGAGGACUUGACAGGAGCUAUCAUUGAGGAGAUAAAGCGUAUGCCAGGAAACAGCAUGUGCUGUGACUGUUCAGCGUCAGACCCAGCAUGGCUCUCCAUUAAUCUGGGGAUCUUGAUCUGCAUUGAAUGCUCUGGGAUUCAUCGAGAGCUGGGUGUGCAUCACUCUCGUAUCCAGUCACUAGCUUUAGACAAGCUGGCAACCUCAGAACUUUUGUUGGCGAAGAAUAUUGGAAACUCACGCUUUAAUGAUAUUGUGGAAGCCAAUCUUCCCAGUUCAUCUCCAAAGCCCACUACUGACAGUACCAUGACCCUUCGGAAGGAUUUCAUCAUUUCCAAGUACAUUGAUAGGAAAUACGUUGCUCAGAGGAUUGCAAGGAGUCCAGUAGCCAGGCUUAAGGAGCUGCAGGAUGCCGUUAAAGAAAAGGAUAUCUAUGUCUUGCUUCAAGCUUAUGCUGAAAAGGUGGAUUUAAGUGAGCCUCUUUUGGAAUCCAGCCAGGACUCCGGAGAAACACUUCUGCAUCUGGCAGUGCUAGUAUGUGACCGAACCUCUUUGCAUAUUGUAGAUUUCCUGGUACAGAACAGUGGGAGCCUGGUGAAACAGACAUCCAAGGGGAACACACCACUCCAUUACUGCAGCCUCCACAAUAAACCUGAAUGCAUAAAACUACUUCUACGAGCCAGAGCCAACAUUGCAAUCACUAAUGAAGCUGGACAGACCGCUCUUGAUGUUUCCAGGCAAAUGAAUCAUGCUGUGUGUGAGGCUCUGCUUUUGCAAGCUCAGAAUGAUCAAUUCAACUUGCGUGCUCAUGUAGAAUAUGAAUGGUAUUUGGGCCAAGAGGAUAUGUUUGAAAGCGAUGAUGAACUGGAUGAAAAGCUCAGUCCAGUGAAAAAGGAUCGUUUUCAUCGUCCUCAAAGUUGUUAUAAUCUGCCCGGGACAGCCUCUCAAUCAUGGAAAAAUCCAGCUAACUUCUCAAAGGGAGGCAAUCAAGUAUCCCUGGAUAAACAAUGUGAUUCAUAUGCUAUACCCCAGGCCUCUAAGUUAGCUGCAACAGCAUCUUCUACAGUUUCUGUUUGUGCAAACCCGCCGCUACCACCACGUAACAAACCCAAAGCCCCCAGUUUCCCUCCUCCACUACCCCCAUCCAGCCUGCCAGUCUUUCCUGAAAACACAACAGCUAGGAAGGUCCUUCCUCCACCUCUGCAGAUUCGACAUAAACGGACCUCCUCAGAGCCUUCUCCCUGCACGCCACUGAAUCAUACCAGUCCAACUGCAGACUCAAGAACCUUUUCACUUCCAAGACGUUGCUCUCCAGAAGGAGCUUCUCCAAGAAGUCUAAGGUACUCAAGAACCUUUUCACUUCCAAGACGUUGCUCUCCAGAAGGAGCUUCUCCAAGAAGUCUAAGUUCUGCAUCUUCUGAACUCUCCAAUACAGUAGAUUCCUGGCAGGAAGAUGCCUCUAAAGAAACAAAAAACUAUUGCAAACUGACACAACACACAGAGAAUCAUUGGUCUACAUCCCAGUCACCUGCAUCUUCAGAGGAUAUUCCGCCACCAUUGCCAAAAAGGGGCAGUUUGAAGAAAUGCUUGCGUCGGGUCAGAGCUCUUUUUGACUGCCAGGCAGACCAUGAAGAUGAGCUAACGUUCUCAGCUGGAGAGAUCAUUGUUGUCGAUGGAGAGGAGGAUUCCAAUUGGUGGUGUGGCAGAAUUGAAGGGCAGCCUCACAGGAAAGGUGUCUUCCCAGCAUCAUUUGUUUAUGUGCUACAUGAGUAGAAGAUGGACCUCAAGACCUAUAUAUAAACAUAAAAAGUGGCAAAGAAACUACAUAUAAUCUGCACAAGAUGUAUUCAUUUCUGCUUUGAGAAGGCCUUCUGUCGGGCAAAAGGACUUCUGUACUUUUCACACCUCUGGUCCUCAGUCAGCAGCCCAAAGGAUGUUAUGUUAGACCAGAAAUCAGGCUUACUGGUGUUGAAAUGUAAUUGCAGGGUACGUCCCAUUCAACUUAUUGGCAAAAUAUCUGCUGACAUGAACAGAAGAGGAGAACCUGUAAACCAAUCCUUUGCAGCUAUAGAAUCCCGAGUUCUCUGGGCAGUGAUCCAUGUGGAAAGAUCUUGAUGAGACAUAUGUAUUUGAUUCCUUUUCAUGCACAUAUAAACGGGCAUCGGAGAGGAUCAUAGAUAAGCAGGAGCAUAAAUGUGAAGGGUGUUGGGGGUGAUCCCUUCAGUUUAGAAGACUGCACCUUGUGGGUGGUGAUAGCAGUCUUGCUCCCUUUCACUGCACAGGAAAAUGAAUAGAAAGGCCCCAUAUGAGCACGUUUUCUUCAGCCUACAUCAUGAAAUGAGAAAAGUAAGAAGGUUUUGAAUUCCAGCUUCCUGCACUAAGCAUGGAGUAUCCAUGCAUUAACCACCAUAAUCCAUCCUAUUGUGUGCUAAAUGAGGAGAAGGAAUGAAACAAGGUACACGAUAAAAUGGUACCGGUUGAACCUAUGGCUCCAGAUAGCAAAAACUAGGAAGGUAAGAUGUAAAUGAGAACAUAAUAGCUCUUCUUCAUUUUCUUCCUCUCCUAUGCAUUCAUAGGAGAAACAUCCCAGCACCUUAACCCCCCACCCCCAUCUGGUCAGUCAUAUAUCAAUUUGGGGUGUGUGUUUUUUUACAUUUGCCAAGAAUUUUUUUCAGUUAAAGGGAAAAUAUUCAGGGAGACAUAGGAGCAGGUGUGUCUCUGAAGGGCCAGGGAUGGAUAUAUUUGAUCCAUAAAAGUUAUCCACCUUCUACUGCAGUUCUAGCUACAGUAUGUAUUUUCUGGUUUUCUGGAAGGAAUUUCCUAACCCAGGGACUUGGAUGGGGGAAAACAAUCUUCCUGAUAUUGGGAGCCAGAGAUACAGCACACGGUUAAAUGACUGAGGAGCAAGGGACUUACAACAUUUAUUUCAGCUUCUGUAGAUAUGUCUAGUUCUUUAUGAAUGCAGUUAUAUUAUUGUUCAUCGUAGCGAGGACAAUUUAGAAUGUUAGUAAUGGCAAAAUGUGUGAUGUUCGAGAUACCAGAACAGCACAUGCACACAGUCAGACAGUUCAAAUUCCUGACUUAGGGCUAUCAUUCUACUACAAUUUCUGAUAUAAUUGGAGAAUUAAACAGUACAUCUUCUCAAGUGCCAUAUCUUUUUGCCAGUUCCAAUGUUAUCAUUACUGAAUAUGAAUGAGAAUAAAACACAUUAUUCUAAGUGGAUCUUAGUAGUCCUUUAUGUACUGGCAU
Messenger RNA from Pogona vitticeps (central bearded dragon), 4723 nucleotides. NCBI's taxonomy places the organism in Eukaryota, Metazoa, Chordata, Lepidosauria, Squamata, Agamidae. The record is from RefSeq and is a predicted model, not a curated record.